Neopsephotus bourkii (Bourke's parrot) is the source of this 1562-nucleotide messenger RNA. RefSeq names its product peroxisomal biogenesis factor 16 (gene PEX16). Gene Ontology annotation, cellular component: peroxisomal membrane. Gene Ontology annotation, biological process: peroxisome organization. Bases 52 to 1101 code for a protein of 349 amino acids. The transcript is spliced from 11 exons. Lineage: Eukaryota; Metazoa; Chordata; Aves; Psittaciformes; Psittacidae. The record is from RefSeq and is a predicted model, not a curated record.
CUGGCGCGCAGGCGCGGUGGCGGUGUCCGGAAGCGCGGUGCUGAAGGAGCCAUGGCGGCGGCAGCGGAGCCGGUCGGGGGCCGCGGUCCGGUGUGGCGGCUGCGCCUGCUGUGCCAGCGCUACCAGGAGUACGUGCGGCGGCACCCGGCCGCCACGGCGCAGCUGGAGGGCACCGUGCGGGGCCUGUCCUACCUGCUGCCAGGUCGCUUCUCGGACUCACACGCGCUGUCGGAGCUGGUGUACUCUGCCUCCAACCUCCUGGUGCUGUUAAACGACUGGAUUAUCCGAAAGGAGCUGCAGCAGAGCUUGCCCGUGUCGCUGCCCCAGCAGAAGCUGCUGACCUGGCUGAGUGUGCUAGAAUGCGUGGAGGUCUUUGCAGAGAUGGGGACAGCCAGGGUGUGGGGGGAGAUGGGCCGGUGGACCAUCAUUGUCCUCAUCCAGCUGGCUAAAGCCAUCCUUCGCCUCCUGCUCCUGCUGUGGUACAAAGGUGGCAUCCAGAUGUCUCCUCCCAUCGUGCCGCUGAACAGGGAGCAGCAGCCUCUCCACCCCCAAGACAUGGAAGACAACUCCUCAGGGAAGGAUCAGACCUAUGUUGGCAAGCGUUCCAGCCGUGUUGUGCGCUCUCUUCAGAGCACCCCAUCCCUGCAGUCCCGGCACUGGGGGUCCCCCCAGCAGAGGGAGGAGUCACAGAGCCGAAGAGCAGAGAUGAACCAGCCUCCCACCCCUCUGGGUCUUCAAGAAACCAUCGCAGAAUCCCUCUACAUUGCCCGUCCUCUGCUCCACCUGUUGAGUUUAGGAGUGUGGGGCCAGAGAUCGUGGAAACCCUGGCUCCUCUCAGCAGUCCUGGACAUUUCAAGCCUGAGUUUACUGAGUGAUCUGAAAGACCUGAACAGGCGAGAGCGAGCGGAGCUGAGGCGACGAACCAUCCUACUGCUGUAUUACCUGCUGAGAUCUCCUUUCUAUGACCGAUACUCAGAGGGCAGGAUUCUCCUUCUCCUGCGCCUGCUGGCUGAUUACGUGCCUGGAGUUGGCUUUGUCACACGGCCACUGAUGGAUUACUUGCCUGCUUGGCAGAAAAUCUAUUUCUAUAACUGGGGCUGAUGAGAAGAUGAUGAUUGUUCUCUGUGAAGAUUGUGGCUGGACAUUUCUAAGGAGGGCAAGCAGGCUGGAAGGGAUGUGGAUAAUGUCUAAUUUUCAAACCAUCAAUGAAAAGCUCCCAUUCUGCAGGGUGGGGAGGGGGGUGUAUGUAAUACUUUUAACAGAUCUAGCUGUGAAUGAUGGACACUACAUGCGUGGAGGGACCCUGACCACCUCUUUCUCUGGACCGUUCUGUGGCUACAGUGAUGGCAAUGGGACAACCUCUUUUUUUAAGCACUUGGUUUUUCUCCUUUUGUACAGCUGCGCUAUCAUAAAGCCAGGCAGCACAGGGGUUUUUUGGAGAGCACUGUCUCCCACCUCAUGGCGCUGAGGUUCACCUGCAGCCUGCUUGUGUUAGCCCUGCCUGGGCAAUCUGCUUGGAGCGGGCUUGUCUGUCAAUAAACUGACUGAAUGGGAAGAACUGA